GAAAACAGUGCCUCGAUGUUCACCAUAUGUAGCGUAGAUUUCGGUCGUUCGUCGAUGUCAAAUUCACAUUUCGUAAUCGUACCAGAAACGAUCGAACGGACAAUAAAAUGAUACAACUAUCUGCCAAAGAGUACUGCUGUGAUCUCCGUUUUAGUGAUUCGAAACUACAAUGUUCAUAAAAAUAGUAUGUAGUGUGAUCGUGUGCGCUUUCUUUCCGAAUUUGUUCGCAUCGCCGUUAGAUCCUGUUCGACACCUCAAAGAUUUCGAUUUGAAUUCGUGGAUUCGACACUAUGAGCCAGCGCAUUACGAUCCAAGUUCGGUAGUGUCGCAGCACAAACGCGUUCGAAGGAGUACAAGCACUAAUCGGUUCCAUCCACUUCGAAUCGACAUUAAAGGACACAACAGGUUAUUCAAACUGAAGCUCUACCCUGACGAGAGCGUGUUUGCUGACGAUAUAACGUUCGAAUCAACGAAUGGCAUUAUCGACUUCGAUCCGUUGGUUAUUUACACGGGAACUUUGGAAGAUGACGAUGAAGCUGUAGUGCACGGGCUAGUCACUAAAGAGGGUCUCUUCGAAGGAACAAUCUCCACUGCCCUCGAAGAUUUUAAUAUUGAACCUGUCAGUAGAUAUUUUACUGCAGGAAUAAUGAAGGAACCUAAUUUUCAUUCCAUAGUAUAUAGGACAACAGAUGUUAUUGAUCCUCUUAAAGGUCAACCGUGUGCAUCGCAUCGCCUCCACCAGCACACCACCCUUCACAAAAACCAAAACCACCGGAAAAAGCGCUGGCUGCUGGAAGCCGAAGCCAAGUUACCGCCGAGUUACGACGACACUCCCACGUAUUUCUCACCUCCCAGCAACAACAGCACGACGCGGAGACCUUUCACGCAGAUCUUCGACUUGAACCAGCCCAUAGACGAAGAGCUGGAGAUGCUGUCGAACAGCUCGGCCAAUUCUCUCUACCGCAACGUUAACAAACGAGCCACCGUCGAUCCGAAGAAGACCACUUGCAUGCUGUACUUGCAGGCCGACCACCAGUUCUUCAACAAAUACGGCACCGAGGAAGCCUGCAUCGAAGUCAUGACGAGGCACGUUCAGCGGGUGAACGCCAUCUACAGGAACACAGACUUCAACCAAGACGGCAAGAACGACAAUAUUACGUUCAUGGUGAAGAGGAUCAAAGUUCAUACAUUAGACGCCUUGAAGGAUCCACUCUACAGGUUUCCCAAUAACUACGGAGUGGAAAAGUUUCUGGAACUUUUUUCAGAGGAGGAUUACGAUGCUUUCUGCUUGGCUUACAUGUUCACCUAUCGGGACUUCGAAAUGGGCACUUUGGGUCUGGCUUGGACCGGAGAUUUGAAGAAUGCCGGCGGCGUUUGCGAAAAAAACGGGCAUUACAGAGGUAGCAUGAAGUCUUUGAACACCGGCAUAGUUACUUUAUUAAAUUACGGGAAGCAUGUACCGCCUGCAGUGUCCCAUGUUACGUUGGCGCACGAAAUUGGACAUAAUUUCGGAUCACCGCACGACCCGGAACAAUGUUCCCCCGGUGGAGAAGACGGAAAUUUCAUAAUGUUUGCCAGAGCCACUUCCGGAGACAAGAAGAACAAUAAUCGUUUUUCGCCGUGCAGCCUGAAAAGCAUCAACCCGGUGUUGAAUUUUAAGGCGAGGUCUACCAAAGGUUGCUUCACAGAACCGAAGGAAGCGAUUUGUGGAAACGGAGUGGUGGAAGAGGGCGAGGAGUGCGAUUGCGGUUGGGAGGAAGAUUGCCGGGAUCAGUGCUGUUUCCCGAUGAGAAGAUACGCGAGCAUCGACGAACCCCCCUGUCGCCUAACACCAAGGAGCGCUUGCAGUCCUUCCCAGGGGCCGUGUUGCACGUCGAAUUGCCAAGUCAAAUUCGGAGACAAAUGCAGAGAUGACAAUGGAUGUAGGGAUGAGAGCUUCUGCAAUGGCAGGGACCCGCAAUGUCCCCCAUCGAUCAAUAAACCAAACAAAACCAUCUGUAACAAGGAGUUCGUCUGCUUCAUGGGGGAGUGCACCGGAUCAAUUUGCCUCGCUUAUGGUUUGGAGUCGUGUCAAUGCAUUCCGUUAAAGACGGAUCCGAAAACGAAAGCCUGCGAGUUGUGCUGUAAACUCCCCGGUGAUAAUCAACCUUGUCUCUCGUCAUUCCAAUGGAACGAUAUGCCCUAUGACAUACCAGAUAUGUACUCUAAACCUGGAACUCCUUGCAACAAUUACAUCGGUUAUUGCGACGUUUUCCAAAUGUGCCGAGAAGUAGAUCCCUCUGGACCAUUGGCAACGCUCCGGAAGCUCCUUCUUUCCGAGGAAAGCAUCGCCAGUUUUAAAAAAUGGAUAAUAGAUUACUGGUACGCGGUAGCAGCUAUAAUAGUUGCAAUAGUUUCGUUAUUGGUGGUGAGCACGAAAUAUCUGAGCAAAAAGCCGAAUUUCAAAUUGAAAUCGGUGACAGUCAUCCACAAAUCUUCAACGGAAGCCGUCCGUUUGCCACCCGACGGCGAAGGGGUGACCAUCCACCCGGGCGUGCGCUCGAAAUUGCCCCUGAAAAGGAAAGUCAGAGACGGCAAGACGAAGCGGAAGCGAAAGAGCAAAAUCGAAUCCAUCAACAACAACCUCAACAGCCCGAACAAGGUGAAAAUAUCGCCGAAGAAGAAGAAGCGCGUAUCGGCGGCGGUGGGCGCCGAAGAGGUGAAGGCCAAGCCCGUCGACGCGAAAAUCUUCGAUGUGCCAAGCAACAAGGUGAAGAAGCCUUCGCAGACCAAACCGGCCAAAAAGAAGAAGAAAAACGAGAUAAUCGACUACAGCAGUAUUCAAGCCGAUUUGGACGGUAAGAAGGGACUGGCCGGAUCCGACGUGAUCAUCACGCCUCUAACGCCCGAAUCGGAUCCCGUGGGAAAGGUCCAAAACUGGCUGCUCAAGUCGCAGUACGCCUUGCCAAAAUCCAAAUCCACGCCAGUGGGACUUACUGAUAAGACCAGAAGGAGCCCGCACAAGCGCCCGACGAUCAGACCUCGGACGGACAAGAGCAAGUCGCGCAGCGUGGGGAACAUUCCGAACGAGAAAGAGAAAGUUCGUUUGCAAGUGGUGUACAAACCUCCGUUUAAAUUUAGUGUUAAAUUAAGGAAACCCGAGAAGACUAGUGUGAUAAUCGAGCGCGUUCCGGACGCCGUUCGAAAACUGGACAAAGCUCCGAGAUCAGGCGUGCUGGUGCGUACAGUGAAAGAAACCGAGAAGCCUCCUACCGUAUCGGCUCCGAAGGAAACCGGCGCUGCGGCGGUGGAAACCGCCGAUAACGCUGUUAAUUCCAACAUUGAUUCCAAUAUCCAUACCGUCCAAUCUGAUCUUGAAGUACUGUUAUCUGAAAGCGAAUUCCUGUUUUCAGAUGACUGACAAAUUCGCAGGCUCCUCAUAUUUUAAUAUCCCUUUUUAAAGGCUGUGGAAAAUUAUUCCGCAUUCUCUGAAAUGCUCUCUUUAUAUUUUUUAAUUGAACGUUAAUUUUUUAAGGGGAGUGGGUUCGCUUUAUUUGUAAUAAACGUUUUUCUCGAGAUUUUUCAUCUUUUAGAAAAACGUUUAUCGGGUUUAUUUACUUCAUUAAUCACAUUAAUUGUUGAUUGUCCUGAUUAAAUUAAUAACUUUUAUAUAAUGUACUUGUAAAAAUUAAUUUUCGUAUUAACGAACAAAACCCAUUCAAUUUUUUUUGUAAACUCGUGUGUUAUACUUUUAAAUGAUGUUGUGCCAAAUGUAAUAGAUAUAUCAUGAAUGUAUUUUGUACAAUAAAAGUGGAAGUGUCAAUAUUUGAGUUCCGAAAAAGUACUUAUAGUUGCAGAAUUUUUAUUAACAAUCAUCGCUAACCAGACUGUAAGAAUUUAAAAGUAAAAGUUCUGCAACAGUGAUAUUUGUAAAAAUUAUUUCGAUAUUAUUGUGAACAAUAAAGUGCUAUUUUGUGUAUAUCUGUUUUAUAUUGAUAUACGAUCUCUAGAAUAUAUCAAAUUGUAAAUUAUAAAUACGCAGCUAAUUUUUUAUAGGUAUAUAAAACACAUAUUUUUGAACUAAUUACAUACUGUAAUUUUAAAAGUAAUUUAGAGAGAAUGUGAAAAUGCACUUCAGAUUCUGCAACUUACACACCCAUAAGAUCAACUUUACCCAUUUUAAAAGCCUACAAGAAAUUAGCUGUAUGACUAAAUUCUAGAAAACAAUCAUUU
Messenger RNA from Phyllotreta striolata, 4212 nucleotides. Lineage: Eukaryota; Metazoa; Arthropoda; Insecta; Coleoptera; Chrysomelidae. The record is from the annotation of a GenBank genome assembly.